This is a messenger RNA of Hemicordylus capensis (graceful crag lizard), 4188 nucleotides long. RefSeq names its product solute carrier family 7 member 3 (gene SLC7A3). The record is from RefSeq and is a predicted model, not a curated record. Gene Ontology annotation, cellular component: plasma membrane. Lineage: Eukaryota; Metazoa; Chordata; Lepidosauria; Squamata; Cordylidae. The transcript has 14 exons. Gene Ontology annotation, molecular function: amino acid transmembrane transporter activity. Gene Ontology annotation, biological process: amino acid transport; transmembrane transport. The coding region runs from base 478 to 2400 and encodes 640 amino acids.
CGCCCGCGCUGCCCAACGGGUUUCCCCCUCCCGCAAGCGGAGCUCUCCGUUGCGUCAGCCCCGGCGGAGGCGCUGCUUUCCCCCUUCCCUUUCCCCGCCGCUCGCAGCGCUUUCAGCGGCUGCUGCGUGCCUCCGGGCAGACUCCACAGGUGGCGCUUCCCCUGCCGUGGAGGGAGGCUGGUGGGUGAUCUGCCCCGUAACUCCCGGGGGCUUCAUCCUCUUUCACCCUUCGCCGCACGGGUGCGGGCGGCUGAGACUUGGGAGGCUAGAGAAGCGCGCGCUCUCUAGGCUCAGGGGCACGCUUGUGGCCCGAUUCUGCCGCCGCCAACUUCUAGUAAUAUUUUAACAAACGUGCCGCUUUUCAACCACAAGACGAAGAAGUAGUUCUCCGGCGGGAGCUCCACGCUGCAGGUUCCCAGCGCGGAAAGCGAGACCUGCCCGCCCAGAUCUUUUGGAGACGUUGAGCGUUGCAUACCGAUGACCAAGAUGCUGAAGAAAACCAUCACAAGCUUUGGGAAGAAGCUGAUCCGUCAGCGUGUGCUGGAUGCUGAUUUGGAGAAGACCCAGUUUGCCCGCUGCCUCACCAGCCUGGACCUGAUAGCCCUUGGGGUGGGCAGCACCCUUGGGGCUGGUGUCUACGUCUUAUCUGGGGAGGUGGCCAGGGAACAAGCUGGCCCUUCCAUUGUGAUCUGCUUCUUCAUUGCGGCAGUCUCGUCAGUGCUGGCUGGGUUAUGCUAUGCCGAGUUUGGAGCCAGAGUCCCCAAGGCUGGCUCUGCCUAUCUCUACAGCUAUGUGACCGUUGGUGAGAUCUGGGCCUUCACCACAGGAUGGAACCUCAUCCUUUCUUAUAUGAUAGGGGCUGCAAGUGUUUCUCGUGCUUGGAGCUCCACCUUUGACAACAUAAUUGGCGGCCACAUCUCCACUUUCUUCAAGAAUCACACUUCCAUGUACCUGGAAAACGUGCUGGCUGAAUAUCCUGACUUCUUUGCCCUUUUCCUGGUGCUGCUGCUGACAGGCCUGCUGGCAUUUGGCGUGAGCGAAUCUGCCCUGGUGAACAAGAUCUUCACGGCCAUCAACCUGCUAGUUCUUAGCUUUGUCAUCAUCUCCGGCUUUGUGAAGGGAGACAUAAAAAACUGGAGCUUGUCCAAGGAGGAUGUUCAGAACCUCACCCAAGAACACACGAAGCCCGGAACCGAACCGGAGCCCUUUGGAAGUGGUGGCUUCUUCCCCUUUGGUUUUGGAGGAGUCCUUUCUGGGGCUGCCACCUGCUUCUAUGCCUUUGUUGGAUUUGACUGCAUUGCAACAACAGGUGAAGAAGCACAGAACCCUCGGCGCUCCAUCCCCAUCGGCAUCAUUGUCUCUCUCCUCAUCUGUUUUGUGGCCUACUUUGGGGUUUCUGCCGCCUUGACUCUGAUGGUGCCCUACUGCCUGGUGGACAAGGAGAGCCCCCUACCGGAGGCCUUCAAAAGUGUGGGGUGGGAGCCUGCCCGCUACGUCGUGGCCAUUGGCUCACUCUGUGCCCUCUCCACGAGCUUGCUUGGCUCCAUGUUCCCAAUGCCACGCGUGAUCUACUCUAUGGCUGAAGAUGGGCUGCUCUUCCGGUUCUUGUCCCGGAUUCACAGCCGGACCAAGACUCCUCUGGUGGCCACUGUUGUGUCUGGCAUCAUUUCUGCCCUGAUGGCCUUUAUUUUCGAGCUGAAGGACCUGGUUAACCUUAUGUCAAUUGGCACUCUCUUGGCAUACUCCCUGGUAGCUGUUUGCGUGCUCAUCCUCAGGUACCAACCUGAACCACCCAGCUCCCCAAAGGACUUGGAGAUGCUGGAGGUGAAUAGAAGUGAAGAAGAGAAGGUGAUCAUGAGUGCGUCCAUCAGCGAUAACGAGGCGACUGUAAUAAAAGAGAAGUUUACCUGGGGCAGCCUUGUCUACCCUUCUGGGGACACCCCAACACGUAUCUCAGGACGUAUUGUCUAUGUCAGCACUGCGGUCCUCUCUAUCUUUAUCACGGUCCUCUGUGGGAUUCUGGCACAGGAGGGGGAAGCCCUUGUGAAUGGCAGCAUUGGUUGGAUCGUGGCCUGUGUGCUCCUCCUAGGCAUCUCACUUGUUGCCACUGUCAUCAUCUGGAGGCAGGCACAGAGCAAGACGAGUCUCGCUUUCAAGGUGCCUGGUCUGCCGCUGCUCCCCCUCUUCAGUAUCUUUGUAAACAUCUAUCUCAUGAUGCAACUGGAUGCGGGCACUUGGGCCCGCUUUGCUGGCUGGAUGGUUGUCGGCUUUGCCAUCUACUUUGGCUACGGCAUCCGGCACAGUGUGGAAGGACAGCCCACUCGGCAGCCUCCAUCAGCAGCGAGCAAACCUUUGCAUUCUCCGAGCUCUGACAAGCUGGGGUCAUCUGUUGGAAGCUAAAUCCAACAGAUGAGGCUAAAGCUCUUCCCAGUUUGAAGCCUACUCUGGGAAGAGCAGGAGCAGCUUCAGGAGGGGCCUUUUAAGAUCAAAGUCAAAAUGUCAAGUCAGGGAGAUCUUAGCCAUCACACCUCAGCAAGAAAGAGGAGCAAGAAUGCAGGAGACCCGUCCCUGUUACCAGCACCUGAGUCGGCUCAAAUUUCAAGGCAACAACUUGGACAUAUGGGGAUUCCAGGAAGCAGCAGGACUUGGGCAGAUGAGCAUGGAGUUGACCAAUAAGCCUCCGCUAGUGACAGCUGAUAACUAAGUGGCUCCCACUGCUUUUCCCAGAGGAAGCCCUCAAGUUUGAAAAGCAGAGAAAUCUAGAUUAACACAAAUUGGUAACCUUAAGGAAGCAUCCCUUGCUAUCUGGUCACUUGUAUUUGGAGCCAGUGGACAAGCAGAGGCUCAUGCGAACUGUUGGCCAAUGGCCAGGGAAUGAUGAGAUGCCUGCCAGAUCCCUAUCUGUUGUAAAUCAGUUUUGACAGAACAGAUUGUAAAAUAAACUAAUAAAGAGCCAGUGGCUCCAGUCUGGAGGCGGUGUUUUUAAAGCACAGUUAGCUCAGCCUUUACUUCAGGGCCUAAGCUCUGUGCUUUUAACAGGGCCACACUCUGUCCUUUGCCCUGCACUCGAUAUUCUGUGAAGACCAAAAAAUGUGCAAAUGUAGGCAGAGGUGGGCAAUUUGCAUACUUUAUUCUGAAAGUAAGGUUUAGGUAUACAGUAUCUGAAUAUGGAGAAAGCAGGAAGCAAACCCUGCACUGGAAUUAUACCACUGUCUUCUUUAACCACCAGUGUGGCCUAAAGGCUCAGGCCAGCAGCUUUCCUGAAGCAGGUCACUUGUGUUUGGGCCGCAAGUGUCAUCCUGGCAAUGCCUGAAAAGGAAACUCGACAACUUUCCGUUGUUCGAGUGUACACACUCAUAUACAACCAUGCAUCAGGGCUUUGGGGAGCUUGCACCAGUGCCAAAUUCUACAACGGAGAAACUGUUUAAAUCCUGCUAAAGGAGUUGCAGCCCAGGCGACAGGGCUUCUGCUGAACUCAGCUGAGCACGUCCCAAACCAGACUUGUCACAUGCCUUAGCAAAUGCUUCAGGCAGACAGGUGACAUGAUGAGCUGAGAAACAGAAGGGGAUCUGGAUGUAGCUCCAUAGCUAUAGACAUGUUGGAGAGGAAACACUAAGGACAGUGUCAUGGAAUUUACACAAUCUCAACCCAGUUCACAGCUGUCUGAAAUGGCAAUCCAAUUUGGCUUGUAUAAUAAAGACCUGAUAUAGGGAGGCUAGUGGCCCUGCAUGGGCCCAACUUCUUCCCCCAGGGUACUCUGUUGCCAAGCAGGUUAGGGGGAAUGGCUGUGGCCCAUAAAAAAAAAUCUUCCUUACCACGAUCUCUGUGAAAGAAUUGACUUCUAUUGAGGUAUGUGUAUACCUUAGGUUGGGGACUUGGGAUAGAUUUUGGAUUCUGUUGGUGCAGUGUCUAACAAACUCCCUAGCUGAGCUGGUCGCUGAGUGGUGGUGGAGUUGCCCAGACUUUUGGUGCUGAGUGAUUUCAACAUCUACUUUGGGACUGGCUUGUCUGGUGCUGCUCAGCAGUUCAUAGUGGCCAUGACAACUAUGGGCCUAUCCCAAUUAGUCCUAGGACCUACACACGUUGCUGGUCACACGCUGGAUUUUGCUCAGAUCAGGGGUGUGUGUUCUGUGGGUCGCAUCUCCUGUACUUACCCCAGUGCAUUGGAAAGACCACUUCCUGGUCUUU